Molecule: messenger RNA, 1015 nt
Organism: Chironomus riparius
Lineage: Eukaryota; Metazoa; Arthropoda; Insecta; Diptera; Chironomidae
Source: the annotation of a GenBank genome assembly
AAAAUUUUUAAAAAACCCAAACUUUAAAUUUAUUUGCUAUAUUCUGUCAAAUCAAUACAAACAAAGAAGAUGAAGACCAUCAUAGCUAUAACAGUCAUCAUCAUCCUAAUCUCAGCAAUUAAUUGCGACGAAGUAAAACAAGAAAAUCUCAGAAAAUUCAAGAUCGAUUUAGAAUUCUCAGAAAAAAUCUAUAAAGUAGCUAAAGAAGUAGAACAAUCAGCUAAAGAAUUGUUUGACAAAGUCCAAUAUGAGUUUGAAGAGUUUGUUGUUGGAAUCAAUAAUCUAAAAACUCAUCUUGAUUCGUUGCUUGCUGAACUGAUAAAAAUUGAUGAAGCUUUCUCAGCUGCUUUUCAAUACAAGGCUAAAGUAAACAAAACUGCAGCAUUAGCUGAUGAAAAAUUCAAGGAAGCGAAAAAGAAUCUUGAUGCUGUAAAGACAAGUGAAGACCGAGAAAAAAUUGACAUAGCCACAAAGGAAUAUGCAGCAUAUAGCCGUGAAAAGCUUUUGAGUGAACAGGCUUUGAAGAAAGCUGAAGAAGCCUUAAUCAAGUUUGGAGCUGAACUUGAUGAUAUAAAAACAGCUGUUAAAAUUUCUCAGGAAGCUUACGAUGAAGCUCUCAUUCAAAAACAGCAAAAACAGUCAAAACUUAUAAAAUUGAAAGAAAAUUUUGAGGCAAAGAUUAAUGAACGAAUUCAGGCUGAGAAAGCAUACAAUAAAGCUAAAGCUGCAAUUGAAUUGAAUCCCGAUCUAGAUGCUUCAGGACUUUAUGAUAAGAGAAAUGGAGCUGCAUCUUUUGGAAUCAAGCAAAUUGUUGGAUUUUUCUGUUCACUUUUAACUGGUGCUGUUGCUGCUGGAUUGAUAAUGUGAGAUGAGGCUGAAAACUGAAGGAAUUUAUCUAAAUUUUGAAUGCGUUCUCUGAUGAAUGUUUAGGAAGUUGUUUGGAAAUAAAAUUGUAUUGUUUCAUUCUGUUUCUUUCUUCAGCCUUUGAUCCUUCUAUUCUUUUACACAAAUGAUG